UUCACAUCCGAAUUGUCGUUGUCAUGCUGUCAAUUUUUUGAUUACUCACGAAGUUGCUGGUCAGUGCAUUUUAUUCUCAAGUAACCAUCAAAAAUAUAAAUAGUUUGUUGUUACACAAGUUUUAAAUCUAAUACUUCUAAGAUGUUCUUAACUCGUUCAGAGUACGAUCGUGGGGUGAACACAUUCAGCCCUGAAGGGAGGCUAUUUCAAGUCGAAUAUGCUAUAGAGGCUAUAAAACUCGGUUCUACCGCGAUCGGUAUUUCAACUUCUGAAGGAGUUGUUUUGGCUGUUGAAAAAAGGAUUACUUCGCCUUUAAUGGAACCAACGACUAUAGAAAAAAUUGUUGAAGUUGACAGACACAUUGCUUGUGCUGUUUCCGGAUUAAUGGCUGAUUCCAGAACUCUAAUAGAAAGAGCUCGUGUAGAAUGUCAAAACCACUGGUUUGUAUACAAUGAGCGUAUGAGUGUAGAGUCAUGUGCGCAAGCUGUUUCUAACCUGGCCAUACAGUUUGGCGAUAGUGAUGAUGAUAGUGGAACAGCUAUGUCUAGGCCAUUCGGAGUAGCUGUAAUGUUUGCAGGUAUCGAUGAGAAGGGGCCUCAGCUUUUCCAUAUGGACCCCAGUGGUACAUUUGUCCAAUAUGAUGCUAAGGCUAUUGGCUCUGGUAGUGAAGGUGCUCAACAAAGUUUGAAGGAAGUGUAUCAUAAGUCAAUGACCCUUAAAGAAGCAAUUAAGUCUGCACUAACGAUUCUGAAACAGGUGAUGGAGGAAAAGUUAUCUGAGAACAAUGUAGAAGUGGUUACAAUGACACCAGAGUCAAUGUUCCACAUGUUCACUCGGGAGCAACUUGCGGAGGUCAUUAAGGAUAUACCUUGAACUCUUAUACUAGGGACGGUGAAAGCAUGGUUUAGUGUACAGCUUUGUUUAUUUUAAUUCUUGGACAUAAGUCUAAACAUCAAAUAUAAAAAAUAAAAUAUAAUUUGAUAAAAAUAUACAUAAAAACUGAACCAUUUCCAUGCUGCAACUGUCCAUUUUAAGUAUGUUCCGGUAAUAUUUGAAGUAAAUUGUAUAAUUUGGAUAAGUAUUUCAGUAAUCAUGUAGUUAUGUAUUUACAUUCUUACUUAAAAAAUGUUGUUUAGUAUGUGUUUAGUUAAACACUGAUUUGUCCUUUUCUGACAUAAUUGAUUUUACAUUCUAAAUAGAAAGGUAGAGCAUUGUUUAACUGAUCACCCCCGAAGCAACAAUUAUAGGUGACACCAUUAAUUUGUAUGGUAUUAAGUAAAUUCUAUUAUGUAUUUUUUUGGAGUAACUAUGUAGAAAAUUGACAAUCAUAUGUUUUAUCAAUGGUUUUUUUAUCUGGCAACAUCCAGAUUCCAGACAAUAUUUAUAAGUGUAACACCACUUAAAAUGUUUUUCUAAUGCAAUUUAUUUUAAAUAUUACUCCGGUGAAGGAGUUUCUAAGAAUCUUAAAGUAAGUCUUUGAUGUUUAAUAAAACUUACAUCAAUA
Molecule: messenger RNA, 1504 nt
Organism: Nymphalis io (European peacock)
Lineage: Eukaryota; Metazoa; Arthropoda; Insecta; Lepidoptera; Nymphalidae
Gene: Prosalpha5
Product: proteasome subunit alpha type-5
Exons: 5
Coding region: 142-873 (243 amino acids)
Biological process (GO): proteasome-mediated ubiquitin-dependent protein catabolic process
Cellular component (GO): nucleus; proteasome core complex, alpha-subunit complex; proteasome core complex
Source: RefSeq, a predicted model, not a curated record